UGCAAAUUUCACAUUUUUGAAGAAUAAAAUGCGACGCUCGCAGGCUCCGUCUGUGCGUAGGGCAGCCAAGCGCGGAUAUCAAGAAAUGGAGCCGCCAGCUGCUUGGCCCGCCGCCGAACCGACCAUGGAAUGGGGCACCGCCAAGGGCUACGAAAGCCAGGGACCGCGGGAGCUGAAAAUCGGCGAAAACCCACUGAAGGACAGCCGCAUCUUUCACGUGCUCUGGCGGAAUCAGACCAACAAAAAGCACAAAAUUUGGACCGGCAAUGGUACCCUGGUGAUAACCGAAUCGAAGGCCACAUUGAAAGAUGAUACAGGAAAGGUUGUGGACAGCAUGACAUGCUUCCGACAAAGAAACUUCAAGGAAAACGAUCAGCUGCAGAUUGGCAACAAGGAUGUAGAGCUGCAAGAUGAGUUCAAGACCAUCGAGGAGUGCAUUGCCUAUCGAAAACUGGAAAUUGCAAAUUGGUGUGCAAAAAUUGAUGCACUAAACGGCCAUGUAGCCACUCCUACGGUGCCCAGCGAUGCCAGGAGACCCUUCAGGGCCUCGCUGCCGAGUAACACCGAAUCCACAGCUUCCACGUUUACCCAAGUCGGGGGUAGUGGCCAUAUUGAGCCCACCAAACCCAUAAGGACAUCCCUACUCAAGAGGGGCAAUGCCCCAGCUGCCACUCACACACAAGUUGAGUACAUUUGCUUUCUGGAACCCGCAGAACUUCAAGAUAAAGCUCUCCAGUUCCUCUGUGAGCUCAGCCAAAGCUCCGAUAUGGAGAUCGAUGUCAUCGCUGAAAUGGCCAAACACAUUUGCGAUCAUCCUGUGCUGCUGAAAACCAGAGCUCUUGAGCUGCAAAACUGUAAGGCGGUGCAGUUGCUGUUGCUCCAGCUGCCGCCCUGGCAGGAAAUGGGACUCUACGACUCGGCCAAAUUUGAGUUUGUGUAUCUAAUGCUGGAUGACUUGGCGGUGGCACGCGGCCAGAAAUGCUGCGUUCUGGCCAACAGUCAGGACUGUCUGGAGCUGAUCAAAGGCUACUGUCGAUCUUAUGAUAUCUCGCACAUGCAGCUGGAUAAAGCCUGCGAUGUGGCAUCGUUUAACUCUACGGAGGAUCAGGCGCCAAUGAUUGCAUUGGUAUUGGCCAGUCGUUUAACAGAGAUCCAUUCGCUUCGCUGUAAAUAUCUCAUAAUUUACAAUCAUGAAGCCAAAUCGAAGGCCGAACAGCUAUUGGCGGCAAACGAAAUGGACACAAAAGUCUAUACACUGAUUACCUCUGGAGGAUGCCCAGAGGAAAUGGAGUUCCACAGAAGCCUACAGUUAAUCCCUGGUGGAGAUCACCAGCUUGGCGACCUUCAUGACACAGCAAAGAAUAAAUUUUCCUUCAUGCAGGCACUGGCCGACUGGACCAAUGUAGAGCCCCCUUACAGCCAAGACUUUCUCGAGGAUGCGUCUCUCAGCAAUAAUCUAGAGAGCCUCAGUCGCAUUUUCAUAAAGAAAAACAUAAAUGUAAAGUAAAUGAAACUUAAAACAUGAAGUUUGGGAACUCACGUUGUUGUUGAACAACUUUUUGGAUGCUUUCUGCAUUGUUUUGGUUGAAUACAGAUAUUCUGUAAAUAAUGGAAGGUAGGGCCUUGCCUUGCCGUGUAAAAAUAUAAUGAUAGUUGUCUGUUGACGCCCCUUAAUAGAAUAUAGGAUUAA
Molecule: messenger RNA, 1690 nt
Organism: Drosophila persimilis
Lineage: Eukaryota; Metazoa; Arthropoda; Insecta; Diptera; Drosophilidae
Exons: 4
Coding region: 29-1507 (492 amino acids)
Source: RefSeq, a predicted model, not a curated record